UAGUAAAAUAAAUAAACUUUAAAUACAAAUCAGGAUUAUCACGGACAGGAUGCCGGCCAAGAAGAGAACUGCAAGCGGCGCGUCCACCAGCAAGCGAGAUAGCGAUAGUGCCCCAAUGAGUCCAGCCGUCAAUGAUCCAGAGUACCAACGGAAAAGACAGAAAAACAAUGAGGCCGUGCAACGCACACGCGAGAAAACAAAGAAAUCGGCCGAGGAGCGGAAGAAGCGCAUAGACGACCUGCGACGCGAAAACGACACCCUAAAGGUCCAAAUCGAGCAGGGCGAGAAGCAUAUAUCGACACUCCGGGAUUUAAUCAUCCAAGGCGAAAAGACGGAGGACGGCCACCGCAUCAUUGAGGAGAUACUCGCCGGACCGGAUCCCGAUGACAAUGACUAAUGAGGAGCUGCUUUUGAUCUACUUUAUACUAUUCACCUGUUUUUAAGGCCUUUUCCGUUUCGAUUCCUUAUAAGUUUACUAACGUCAUGUAUGUUCUAAGCGGAUUUCCCGGGCAUAAUACGAAUAUACUUAGUUUUAACCCUAACUAUAAGUUAAAUAGUAAGUUUAUGAUUGCCCCAUAACGAUCAAUUAAUGUUAAUAAAUCUAUAUGGGUCAGCUACAUAAAUGUA
Drosophila serrata is the source of this 627-nucleotide messenger RNA. RefSeq names its product Inverted repeat binding protein 18 kDa (gene Irbp18). Gene Ontology annotation, molecular function: DNA-binding transcription factor activity, RNA polymerase II-specific; RNA polymerase II cis-regulatory region sequence-specific DNA binding. Gene Ontology annotation, biological process: regulation of transcription by RNA polymerase II; DNA-templated transcription. NCBI's taxonomy places the organism in Eukaryota, Metazoa, Arthropoda, Insecta, Diptera, Drosophilidae. The record is from RefSeq and is a predicted model, not a curated record.